This is a messenger RNA of Helianthus annuus (common sunflower), 772 nucleotides long. RefSeq lists its product as uncharacterized. NCBI's taxonomy places the organism in Eukaryota, Viridiplantae, Streptophyta, Magnoliopsida, Asterales, Asteraceae. The coding region runs from base 242 to 613 and encodes 123 amino acids. The transcript has 5 exons. The record is from RefSeq and is a predicted model, not a curated record.
GGGCGUAAACUUAGCAAGAUAACAAAAACAAAAAAGUAUUGUGGUCAAUUUGAGAAAAUCAAAAUAAUUAAGAGGGGAAAAGAUUUUGCCUGCUCCAAUCUCCGUCACUACCGGAGAAGCAAAACCGCUCGGAGGUUCCCGCCGGCGACCGCCACCUUACGACGUCGUACCGCAGAACCUCACAAGACCCUAAUCACAAGAAAUCUCGAUAUAUUGUUCCAUUUUAUGAUCAGUUUUAAAGAUGAGUAGGCUCUAUGAUGGGUGGAAUGAGAUUUUAAAGAUUCAGAAGUUCCGAAGAGCAGUGGGAAAAACUAUAUUCUUUUCUUUCUCGGCGCUCAUUAGCUAUGCAUACAACUCGAAUACGACAAGAGCUGGGUUUUCCAGAGGUGAUCAAUUUUAUGCGUCAUAUCCUGCAGGGAGUGAGCUUUUGACCGAUACUACUAAGUUGUAUAAAUCUGCACUGGGGAAUUGUUUUGAAGUGGAAGAAUGGGGCCCGAUUGAAUGGUCUAUAAUGGCUAAACAUUUCGAGCGUCAAGGGAAAUCACCGUAUGCAUAUCAUGCUCAAUACCAGGCUCACAUUGCCUCUAAUGGACAUCUUGAUGGAAGUGGAUGAAUCCAAAAUCCAGCAUGAGAAGGAGACAAGAUUUUGUUAAUGUUAGUUGUUCUUUAAUUCCAAAGUAUAUGUUUCUCAACACUCAUAUUACAUGUUGGCAUCUUCAAGCAAUUUGGACAAACUAACUGAUCAAUAAAAGCCAUAGAUCCAUUUAGUUUA